This is a messenger RNA of Scomber japonicus (chub mackerel), 4038 nucleotides long. RefSeq names its product interphotoreceptor matrix proteoglycan 2-like. Gene Ontology annotation, molecular function: hyaluronic acid binding; heparin binding. The transcript is spliced from 15 exons. NCBI's taxonomy places the organism in Eukaryota, Metazoa, Chordata, Actinopteri, Scombriformes, Scombridae. Gene Ontology annotation, biological process: visual perception. The coding region runs from base 1 to 4038 and encodes 1345 amino acids. The record is from RefSeq and is a predicted model, not a curated record.
AUGAAACCGCUCCAGAACACAGAAGGACUAUCACCAGUGACUGAAGAGGAGGGAACACCUGAACCAGAGGUCACGGUGGAACCUCCAGGAGACUCUGACGUGGGAGUUCCUCCAGAAACUACCGAUGAGGGAACAACAGAGGAGGACGAGCCAGAACCAGAAUCUUCUCCUGAAGUCGAGACAGAAACAGUCCCAGAAGCUCCGAGUGAAACAUCUCCGGACGUUGUUACUGAAUCCCAUCCAGAACCGACUUUAGAGGUGGAACCACCUGAGCAGGACGAUCCAGAGUCGCCUGCUGCACCUGAAGAAGAAGAAGAAGAAGAAGAAGGAACCCCGAGCGAGCACGGCGCCCCUGGUCCUCCUGCAGAGGUCGAUGAUGUCGCUCCAGCAGCAUAUUCAGAAGGAGUUGGGACAGAAGAGACCCGAGGUACGGCAAGCGAGGAGGCAACGCCAAAGUACGUAGAGGAGUACAACAACGGCAACUUCCCCGAUCCAACGGAGAGAACAGACGAGCCUGACGACAACUUACUGGGGAACAACGGCUUCGACUUCGAGGAGCAGCAGGAGAACGCGAUCGGUAACGAGAUCGACGCCAGCUUGCUCCGCCCCCCGCGGCCUCUGAAGGAUCAGCUGGUGGAGAUGAGCGUGAAGCUGAGGACGGAGACCUUCAGCGACGCUCUGAGGAACCCCAGCAGCUCCCAGUACCAGCAGCUCAGCAGGCACUUCACACGCAGGAUAGAGGAGGCUCUGGUCAGACUGCCGGGCUUUAAGAGCGUCUACGUGGUCGAGUUCAGAGGUUUGGUGGUGCUGGUUCACUACUCCGUCACCCUGGAGGUGGACUCGGGCGGUGUUUCCAACGACACGCUGGACUUCCUGUCUCAGCAGAACUUCCUGGUGGAGAAGAACUACCCGGCGGCGGCGGAGCAACCGACCGUCGUCUACACCAUCACCGACUUCAGGAACUACAUCACCGAGGCGCUGCACAAAGACAACUUCAUGACCAACAGCAGCCUGGAGACGCACAACCAGCCGCUGUUGCCAGAUGAGAACUUACUUCCUGCUGUGAAGCCGACGAUCCGACCGGCCGAAGCCUUCGACAGCAUGGAAAACGUCCUCGCCGCCGAGAAGCCUCCCGACGCUCCGAGCCACGAGGCCGAAGGCGACGGCAACGCCUUCCUGAAGAAAGACGACUUCCUGUUCGACCCGUUCGACUCGUGGAAAGGAGCUCAGAGCGAAGAGGCGAGCGAGAACGACGUGUUCACGUUCGAGGAGAGCCCCACGCUUCCCGCCAAAAACCCCGAGAAGACCGACGACCUAAUGCUGCGGACGGAGACCGAACCCCUCGAGGUGACGACAUCUUCGCCGUGGAGCCUCAAACCGGCUCUGAGGCCGACGGGUCCGGUUCUGGUUCCUCUGGAGACGGCGAGGACGCAGAUCUGUGGUGGUGGCAGCCGGCGGGGGGGGGCGUCUGAGCGGGGGGACAACAGCCUGGAGGUCCUCCCACCGCCGGACCUGGAGGACGAGGACGGGGCCGAGGAGGACGACGCUGCCGGUUUUGAGGCGCCGACCAGCAAACCGCCUUCACCGACGACGACACCUGCAACGUCUGAGGAGUCGAAGCUGGACGGGAGCGAGGAGGAACCGUUCUUGGAUCAGGUUCUGGUGACUCCACACAUCAGUACAGACCCUCAGUACUCCAGCACCACCAAGGCGCCGGUGUUCCUGCCCAAAGACACCUUCUCAACUCUACCACACAGCAUCUUGGAGCCGGCCACAGAGGGUCCCGCACCUGAAUCUUGGACUCGUGAAGCUGCUGUUUUUGCAGGUGCAACUGAUCCAAGUCCGGAGGCGCCAACGGUUGGGUUGACUGAAGUCGCUGCACCUGAGGAGGCGGUUGAGGUUGAGGUUGAGGAGGCGCCAACGGUUGGGUUGACUGAAGUCGCUGCACCUGAGGAGGCGGUUGAGGUUGAGGUUGAGGAGGCGCCAACGGUUGGGUUGACUGAAGACGCGGCACCUGAGGAGGCGGUUGAGGUUGAGGUUGAGGAGGCGCCAACGGUUGGGUUGACUGAAGACGCGGCACCUGAGGAGGCGGUGGAGGUUGAGGUUGGGCCUGGAGUCGCUGAUUCUGAGGCUCCACCAACCGAAGAGUCGCCGACUUUCAUCGAAGCGCAGCCGGUCACAGUCAAAGAAUCCGGCUUUGAUAUCGUCACUCCAGAACCGUCAGAUGUGGAAGUCUUCACUGAAACCCCCGAGCUGCUGCUGCUGCUGCCGGAAACCAAACACCCCGAUGAGGUCGAGAUUCUGGAGGAGCAACACAUCAGCGUUUCUGAUCCAGCGCCGACAAAGCCGCCGGUCGCCUCCGUGGACGAGGACCUGGCUGUGGAUGAAGUCAUGAUCGUCACAACAGCCGCCGCUCCGGUGCAGACCUCGUCCUCCGUGAGCUCCGACCACGGCGGCGGCAGCAGCAUCGCGCUCUCCCCCGAGAAGGACUCGCCGUUCACUCGCGUGUCGGAUUCGGCGCCGGAAGACGAGGAUCUGGUUCAGCACGAGCAGCCGAACCACGAGGACGAGGUUCCGCUGAGCGCCGCCGAUGUUUCCGCUCCGGCAGAAAGAUCGCCAGGCGUUUCACCACAAGACGAAGAUCCAGGUGCUAGCUUAACCGGAGCUUCAGACGUCGUUGCCGUGGGCGACGUCCUCCAAACGCCGACGUCCUCGCAGGUCAACGACAGCACCCCCGUCACCGAGAUCCAGCUGUUCGAGCACACCUUCUCCAACAUACCGGGCAUCGACGUCAGCUUCGACGUGUUCGGCGUGGCGACCGAAGGCGACAGCAGCGGCUUCUCCAGCGGCGCUCAGGGCUCGGACAUGGACGGCGUCGCCAUGCCGACCAGACCGGGCCGAGCGCUGACGGUGUUCUUCAGCCUCAGGGUGACCAACAUGGCGUUCUCCAUGGACCUCUUCAACAAGAGCUCCCCCGAGUACAAAGCCCUGGAGCAACGCUUCCUCCAGCUGCUGGUCCCGUACCUUCAGUCCAACCUGAACAACUUCCAGAACCUGGAGAUCCUGAACUUCCGGAACGGUAGCAUCGUAGUGAACAGCCGCAUGAGGUUCGGGAAGCCGGUUCCGAGAGGCGUCACCAACGUGGUCUACCUGAUCCUCGAGGACUUCGCCAACACCGCCUACAAGACCAUGAACCUGGCCAUCGACAAGUACUCGCUGGACGUGGAGUCAGGCGACCGAGCCGACCCGUGUAAGUUCCAGGCGUGUAACGAGUUCUCUCGCUGCCGGGUGAACCGCUGGUCGGGCGAGGCGGAGUGCGUGUGCGACCCCGGAUACCUCAGCGUAGACGGACUUCCCUGUCAGAGCGUCUGUGAGCUGCAGGAAGACUUCUGCCUCAACGACGGCAAAUGUGACAUCAUCCCCGAAAAGGGCGCCAUCUGCAGGUGUCGGGUUGGGGAGAACUGGUGGUACCGCGGCGAGCACUGUGAGGAGUACGUGUCGGAGCCGCUGGUGGUCGGCAUCGCCAUCGCCUCGGUGGUCGGCUUCCUGAUGGUGGCGGCGGGAACCGUGUUCUUCCUGGCGAGGACGCUACGGGAGCAGUACGACCGCGAGGAUACGGAGGACCCGCCAAGACGGGGUGACAGCGUGCCGACUCUGGAGCGAGCGACUAAAUUCAACCCGAUGUUUGAGAGCGACCCGGUCAGCGCUCAGUACUACCGUCGCUAUGACGACGAGCAGCUACAGUACUAUCUCCACGGCAACCACGAGCACGCUCAGUACAGCAGCGACACAGACAGCGAAGAGAUGAAACACGUUUAUCACAACGGCUCCUUAACUAAAGAGGAAAUCCAGGAGCGUCUGAGGAUCAUAGAGUUGUGCUCCAAAGAUCAAAACUUUGCCGACUUUGUUCGACAAACUCAAGAGCAGAUUCCUGGAGAGGAGAGGGAGCUCCAGCACAUAGCCACCACCUCGAGUCCUCCGCUGCUUUACCGAAUGUGCACCACUGUUUACAUUUCUCAACCGAUGCUGGAGUGUUAA